This is a messenger RNA of Hemibagrus wyckioides, 3198 nucleotides long. It is a transcript of the gene pacsin3, whose product is annotated as protein kinase C and casein kinase substrate in neurons 3. The transcript is spliced from 11 exons. Gene Ontology annotation, cellular component: endosome; cytoplasm; plasma membrane. NCBI's taxonomy places the organism in Eukaryota, Metazoa, Chordata, Actinopteri, Siluriformes, Bagridae. The record is from RefSeq and is a predicted model, not a curated record. Gene Ontology annotation, biological process: regulation of endocytosis; plasma membrane tubulation; cytoskeleton organization. Bases 804 to 2114 code for a protein of 436 amino acids. Gene Ontology annotation, molecular function: protein binding; phospholipid binding.
AAUGAGCAGUCGGGAGUAUUCUGUAUGUUGAUUGUUUAUCAAAGAUUCGUAACUCCUGCCUGCUGAUCUACUUCCAGGCUUGUUAAUAGCGGCGAGCUCGCGCUUGACCGGGGCAGAUGUAGCGGCUUGUUUGGUUUCUGCCCCCCCUCCAAAAAAAGUCCGAGUGGUUAAUUCCUGUAAUUGGAUCAAUGGACAUAAUGCUGAGCCACGUCGUCUAAUUACUACAUCGCAGGGGGAGAGACCGCGGUGAAGACUGCAAGUCCGGUCAGCUUUUAGGGUUUUUUUUUUUACAUUCUUUAUUUUGCUCUACGUCAGAGUCUCGCGCGUGAACGGUGUGGAUCAUCCCGUCUCGUGCUUGUUUGGAGUCCUGGAUAUCAUUUCCCGUUUAGUUUCGUUACCAUGGCAGACGAGCAAGGCCCCUGAACGCUUUUUAUUAUAACAACCCUCAUUGGAGUGGGUUUGCAGAUUGUGUGAUAUUUUUUUGUUGCUCUGAACGGAUUGAUAUAUUUUUUUAAUUCGCUUUUUUGCUGAGUGUAAUAAAGAAAAUCCGCGUUUUUGUUCCAUCCCUGCUCGAUUUCACAACUCGUGGACCUCGGCGUUUCCCUAGCUGGGAACUUACAACAUGACGAGCUCCUGCCUGCUUCCUGUUGGUUCUCUCUAACAACUCCACCGUCUCCCGUCUAUUGCAGGGCCACUGUACAGGCAGCGUACCUGGACAGAGGCAUUACUAACCGCUAACAUUUCAUCGUAUAUCGGUUUGACAGAAAGCCGCAACCAUUCCGUGCUGCAAGGGCGACCCCAAAAUGUCUUCUAACGGGGACCUACAAGACGUUGGGAGCUAUGGCAGCUUUUGGGAGCCGGGGAACUACAAAAGGACGGUGAAGCGGAUUGACGACGGUCACAAACUCUGCAACGAGCUGAUCAGCUGCUUCCAGGAGCGUGCCAAGAUCGAGAAGGCCUAUUCCCAGCAGCUGAAUGACUGGGCCAAGAAAUGGAGGGGUGUUGUGGAGAAAGGUCCACAGUAUGGCACCUUGGAGAAGUCUUGGCAUGCGUUUAUGAAUGCAGCGGACAAGUUGAGUGAGAUCCACAUGGAGCUGAAGGAAAAGCUGGUUAUGGAGGACAGCGAGAAGAUCCGCGUCUGGCAAAAAGACGCCUUCCACAAGCAGAUGAUUGGAGGAUUCAAGGAGACCAAAGACGCAGAUGAGGGAUUCCGAAAGGCCCAAAAACCCUGGGUCCGCAAACUUAAGGAAGUAGAGGCCUCUAAAAAGAGCUACCACCAGGCCCGUAAGGAGGAGCGGACAGCAAUGACGCGCGAGACACACGCCAAGGCUGAUCCCACCAAGUCCCCGGAGGAGGUGCGCAAGUUUACGGACCGGGUGGAGAAAUGCACUCAGGAAGCCGAGAAGGCGCAAGAGCGCUAUGAGAAAGCCCUGGAUGAGCUGAAUCGCUGUAACCCACGGUACAUGGAAGAUAUGGAGCAGAUGUUCGAGAUAACCCAAGAUGCUGAGAAGAAGCGGCUGUGCUUCUUUAAGGAGGUGAUGCUGGACAUCCAUCAGCAUCUGGACCUCUCCAGCAGUGAAGCGUUUAAGGCUUUGUACCGAGACCUGAGCCAGACUAUUAAUGCAGCCAGUGACACUGAGGACCUGCGGUGGUGGAGGAAUACACAUGGACCUGGAAUGAGCAUGAACUGGCCCCAGUUUGAGGAAUGGUCUCCAGAGUCCAAUCGCACCAUCAGCCGCAAAGAGAGGAACAGCCGAAUUGAUGAUGUCACUUUGACUAACAUCGUCUCUGCUCCUGAUGAAGCGCCUCAGACACCACAAGAUACCAUCCGAGCUGCCAAAGACUACUCUUCAGACUGGUCUGAUGAAGAGAGCCCUAAGAAGUAUAUAGCGGCGAACGGAGUUGAGCUUGAAGAAGAGGAGAAGGUAGCGGGUGUGCGCGUUAGAGCACUGUAUGAUUACACUGGCCAAGAAUCUGAUGAGCUGAGCUUUAAAGCAGGUGAAGAGUUGAUGAAGUUGGGAGAGGAGGACGAGCAAGGCUGGUGCAAAGGGCAGCUGGACAGCGGCGAGGUGGGCCUCUACCCUGCUAACUAUGUCCAAGUCAUUGACUCCUGAUGUCCCACCAAGACCCAGCACCUUCCUUGAGAAGACCAUACCAUCACUGAGCUGAUCACACUGAACUGUGCCAGCGGGGCCCACCCCGGCGCUCUAGAGGCCCUGCCAGCCAUUGCUACAUUUACACAGGACCCACCAGAGAAAAAAACAAAAAAGCUCACAUCUUGUAUACUUUGAGGUUCAUGGUGCCAAGGCAUAAGUCAUGGCUUUGUGAGAGACUUUACAGGUACAGUGCCUUUUCUGGAAGAUUCAAGGGACGGAUAUUGAGCAGAGCUGAAGAGUUACAGUACCGUCACCUCACCAUGCUCAUUACAGACUUUUUGCUUUUCUAAAGGGAUAAAUAUAUUUACUUUUCCGGGGUAUCAUGGGGCUGCAUCUACACUAUGGAGGCUGCGGGAGAUUUGUUUUACUCUGAUACAUCUGUCCUGUAUUUGUGAAUUUCAGAUACAUCAGAAAUCAGUUUAAGUAUUUAUUUCAUCCAGAUCACAUUGACUUUUGUUUUUCUCACAAAUGUAUGUUGCUGUGUACAUAUAUAGAUAUUAUUUUUUUCUUUAACAGGAUUAGUACUUGAGGACAACUGGGCUGAACUCUUGCUGCACAUCGUUCUAAAUCGCUGUAGCAUUCCUAAAAUGCAUUGGCAGUUUUCUAAUCUUUCUUUUAAGCAUGAACGCUUAGUUUUGUAGAAUAUUCUGGAUUUGUACGAUGCAAAGAAAUUUACUGAUCAAAAAUGGGCUCUGUAAGACCAGUUAAGUGUUCACGUGUCCUAAAGGAAUUUGUAUUUUUGAAGCCGACGGAUGCUGAAAAAUCGAAUAGUUUUUAAUUUCAUUUUUUUGUUUUUAAUUCAAAAAGCAACAUUAAAGACUCAGACCAAUGACUUAGUUGAGGUUAUCUGAGCAGCGCAUGUGUUUUGUGUGUGCAUAUCUGGGUUUGUCUGUCUGUACAGACUGUGCAAGUGUCAGAAGACAUGAAUUAUUCUGGUUUCCACAUCCAUUAUUGAUGCAUAACUGUAAACCUUUAACUACUGUAUCAACAUCUACUAAUCAGUGUAAAAUAAAAAAAUCCAAAUAAAUACAGAUGAGCUAGU